GCACUUUAAACAAAGAUUAUCUUCUCGAAACCCAGAAUUUCAUUCGCCCGUCGCCGACCCUGAGAAAAAUGCGAAUUUCACCUUCUUAUUGAGAUGGGUGAAUAGUUUUAUAAGUGUGCGAAUUGUGAGGUUUAUAGCUGGUUACCAUGUAAACAAUGUCUCAAUGCGCGCUACGAACAAUAUGGCGGCCGCGUGCUUGGUGUUGGUAACCGAGAGCUGAAGCCGCGACCUCUUUGUUGUGAGGAGGAAGCUCGUCUUCGUUGUCAAACUUAGUUUAUUUUUAUCGGUGCGAUAAAAAGAAGGUUGAAUUAUAUCUCGUAGACUUUUGGAGCCCGUCGUGCAUUCGGUGGGUGCUUGGCAUAAUGGCUUCUGGAGGACUACCUCCUUUUGACGACGAUGAUGAUGAUGAUACAGGUGAACCCGACAUGCUGGGCUGGGCAGCUGGUGCUGGGAGCCUGGAGGACAGACUUAACAACUGGGACUGGUUUUCCAGAUCUAAACAAGCAAAUCGGUCUUUGGAGAAGAAUAAGAGGUCUUCUAGUGGCUCAUCGAAAGAAAAGUCAAGGGACCGGGAGAGUGAGAGGGAGCAAGACUGCACUGUGAACGGGCGCUCACCUGGUGGCUCAGAUGGGGAGCGCAGGAGAACCAAGACUCCUCAUACCUAUCCCCGCACUAAAUUUACCCCACACACCCCCCUCAGCGAACGUAUGGAAAUGGAGAAUUUAAAGCAGCGCAUAAACUUCAGUGAUGUUGAUGAGCGAAGCAUUGGCAGUGAUUCUCAAGGCCGGGCUACAGCUGCAAACAACCAGCGUCAGCCGACAGAGAGCCGCAAACCCUUCCGAUUCUUGCAGCAGCAAGUGAGCACCACGUCGGUGGGUGGGGGCAGCCGUGGUGGCCGAGAGGCUUGCUCCACUUCAUCCGAGCCUUCCCUUUUGGGACCCUUCGAGCCUUUGCACUCCACCACCACCACCAGCCGCUCUAUAUCCGCCGGUGCAAUAAGCCGCAGUACCACGUCCAGCACAGGCCGUGUUCCACUUUCUGAGUUUGUACAGCUCGAAGAAGGAGCAGGUGUGAUGCCAGAAAGUAGCCAGCUGGUGAGCUCACUGAUGCAGAUUCGAGACAACAUUAAGAAGGCCACAUCCGUGCGGGAUGAUCUGUUAGAGAAAAACGAGCGUUCGGCUAAAGUGGAUCGCUUGACACGCUUGAUUUCUCACUUAAAGGAGCAGGAAAAAUCCUACAUGAGAUUGCUCCGAAGAAUGCUGAAUGAUGGAGAAGAAUCAAAUGGAGACUUUGCUGCGGAGUCAUUCUCACUCGGAGGUAGCGCAUCUUUAAAUGUCGAUGUCCAGUCCUUGGCAUCUGAACGCUCAGAACGUUCAGAAUCUACGGGAACGUCUCAGUCAACAAGACGUCGCCCACGUAUUGAGGACAAGCUUGGUGCAACAGUGUCCGAUGAGCAGAUGUCAGACACUACAGUUACACCACUGAAGCCUGUGAGGGCACAGGGUGCACCGGGGAAAAGCUGGUCUCGGGAGCCUUCAGUCAAUGGAGUGGGCCGUAGCACUGAACAUGAGACAAGUGGAGAGCAAGAGUUGAAGGAGGAACUGGAAAGCCUCCAGAAACAACGUGAUUUACUAACUAAAAUGUUGCAGCAACAGGAGCAGCUGAAACUGCUGGAGGGACGGCAGGCCACACUGCUAGCAAUACAGCACAGAGCCGAGCAGGCAUUGACUGGCAUGGAUGACUCAUUUGUCACAGAAGCAACUGGCAGCAUGUCUGGCACAAGCUUGACCUCUGAGCUGCAUGAUGAGCUGUCAGAGUUGAUGCAGAAGUUUAACAACUGCCAGCCAGGCACAAAGCAGCAAUCAUCACAAGCCUGCCCGAACAACCGCCGCACGGUGGCCUCAAGUGGGCCGGACACGCUGUCGUUGGCGCAGGAGGUGAGCCAGGCACGCCGGGAUACUGCAGAGUCUCAGCAGCUAUCAGUCGAGCGGGCCGAGCUCACUGACAAACUGCAGGAGUUGCAGGACAAGAAGCUGCAGAUGGACCGGCUGAUGCAGGAGCUACGCUCACUUCAGGACCAGGAGCUCAACAACAGUUCACUCGGAGGAGCAAGAAACACUGUGUCACAUCGCUCUUCUCACCCUGCACUGCCGAGGCAAAUCAGUGCUCCAGUCGGCGGAACGGUGCGGCAGCCUGCUCUCACUCGGCUUACCUCAUGCUCCACCUUCGGUGCGACACACCAUACGAACAGGGCGCCGGCAGCUUCGUUCAACGCUUCAGCCGCAUCUUUCAAUCCUCUGACUUCUACAGCCUCGGACAACGAAGGCAGCAACGAUGAAAACUUCGAUCACAGUGCAAAAAUGCAGCAACUAAAGGAAGUUCGCAAGCGUUUAAACCAACUGCGGGAACUGGUGAGCUAUUAUCAACAGGCCUCAGACAGCCUAACGGAGAGUAUAAAUGAGUUGAGAGAUGAAGAGGAGGAGGAAGAAAAUACUGAAAAGGCCUUCUUGCUUGAUUCAGAGAAAGGACAAGAGAUUACUCACAACCUUCGGAGGCUGGGGCAGGACAUCACACAGCAGACCGUAGCCAACAAUAUGUCAAGACCUCAACCGAGUCAGAGAGCCAACAAUCAAGCAAGUCAAGCACAGCUCUCUAUGCAGGGGAACAACAUACGCCCCUCUGUCUCCACACAAGCCUCUGCGUAUGAUGAAGACAAGGACCGUGAUGAAGUAGCUGAUACAGAUAAUCCAGAGGAGGUGGAGGAUAUUGAAGAGACGGAUUACCUGGAUGCUGAUAGUGUACAGAGUCAAAAUGGUAGUAUUGAUGAAAAUGAAGAGGAUCGGGUCAGUGAUGAGGACGAACAUCGUCGUCAUCAUGAAAGCCAGCGUAGCAGCCUUGCUGAGAGUCAGGAAACGGAGAUCUUGGAAAGAGCGCACAAUUUUGAUGCUUCGCAGGAGAGACUCAAGACUCUGCGUACAAUAAUUGCUACAUUCCAGGAACAUCCCGAAGCAAUAGAAAUGUCCGAAGAGAUGGAAAGUCUAUCUAUUGGCGAUCCUGCUCACAAUGAGACACCCAACAACACCAGAGCCAAUCCUACUACCCAAACAAGAAACCCCGGUGUGAAUCCUAGUGAGCAGUAUUAUAAAUUCCGGUUGGAGCAACAACAGCUGGAACUCAGACAGCUGCAGAAAGAUCGACAAAGGCUUUUGGAUAUUCAAGAUCAGCUUGAGGAGCUUGGAAACAAAUGCCCCGACUUACAGGACUCGGUUGGUGGCGUUGUGAAUCAGCUACCAAGUGCAGUACCGGGAGCAUCCUCCACUCCAGCAAUCUGCUUAGAGAGUGGCGCCCGACCUCGUGACAAAAACUCUCUUUCAUCAUCGAGGUCACCAGUUGACACGCAGCUUUGGUCAGAGAUCCGCAGACACCAGAUUCUGCGGGAAGAGCUGAGACAGCGCCGGAAGCAGUUGGAAUCUAUGAUGACGAUGCAACAAAGUGAUCAGCAGGAAAAAGAUGAGGCGAGCUCAGAACCUAUCGCAUCAGAAUGUUCUGAUACGCAAGCUUCCUACAGACUCAGUCGUACUGAGAGGACAAUGGCGACAUGGGGAGGCUCUACACAGUACACAAUUGAUGAUGACGAUGAAGACAACGAUGACGACGAUGAUGACGAUGAUGACGAUGAUGAUGCUGCCGCUGAAGAAGAGCUUCAGAAUUCCAAGUUCUGUAAAGUUGAUGGAGAUGAAGAGGAUGAUGAGGAGGUGGCACCAGAUGAGAAACCGCUGGAUGUGUUUGCUGCAGACUCCGGCCUCAGUCCACUUCAUGAGUUGUCACAGCAUAGCGAGUGCCGUCGGAGAUGGGAGAGGAGCCUGCGGAACAUAAGCUCGGAUGGAAUUAGCCCGAGUUCCCAGACUCGACGGCAGGAGAACAUGAGCCACCAGCGGCAGGAGAACAGCCAAUGGGCGUCUGAGUUGUCUUUCAAUGAGGAGAAACAGCAGUGGCAAGGCCAGAUGGACAUGUUGCGCAGCCAGCUUGAGUUCAGCACAUCCAUGUGUCAGACUCUUCUCCAGGACCAACAGACUCUCUCCUACCUGCUGCAAAGUGCUCUGACAGGCCAGUACAGCACACUGCCGCAGACUGUGGGAAAUCCUCAGGUCCACUUCAUUAUGCAGCAGCUCACAACGUGCUAUUCACAGCUGGCUGCCCAGCAAAGCAACGUGCAAAGGCUGCAGACAAUGUUGAAUGAAACGAUGCAACAGCAGCCGGGACUAAGAGGAGAGCAGCGGGCCGCCUCUGAGGUUCCCUCUGCCACAAGUCCUCGCCGAGACGCCCCCCUUGCAUCCUUUGGCUGCCCUCAAAGCACUGGCCUUCAUAGCAAUAGCUUCUCCAACUAUCACGCUGCUGUGCCCAGAUUUAACAUGCAGCCAGUCUAUCCUCUAGCCAUGAACAUCCCAACAGCAGCAGCAUUUGGAUUUGGCCGACCUAACAUGCCAAAUAAUGGGAAUGAGCUUGACCUCUCCCUGCGGUCAGAGUACCUUCCUUUUCCACAGCUAUUUGAGAGCACAGCAGUGAGCAAAAAGGACACAAGAGAACAUGGCAAGGCGUCUAGAAAUCCGAACAAGUCUACAGAUGAAUUGGAUACUCCAGGAGAUGUUGACGGACGUGCCUCAGCGAAUGAUACAUUGGAUAAACAAAAGAAAAUCUCCAAACAGAAUAUGGAGAGAGGUGGAAGACCCUCAGAUGAAAUGUCCAUGGGAAGUAUGAGUAGCUUGCUUGACCCUCGAGAUCCUAGCACUAUUACAAAGACAUUUCGCUCUCAAAAAUCAAAAGCCCAGGCCAGCCUGGCCUCCAGAGACAAGACACCUGUUGGCAGGGGCAGGAAGAGGAAAAUCCCGAUUGUGAAAGGCAAGAGUGCUGAUGUUUCCAUCGCCAGUGGCACAGCAGUUGCUGCUCAUGGCAACAGCGACCAACUGCAAACAGAACAAGUGGAUGAUGCCACAAUGCAGGGGGGUUCAUUAGCUGCAUCUUCCUGCAAACAACAGCAGGAUGAUGUCUCUUCUGAACCUGGCAGUGAGUUCUCCAUGUUUGAAGCCUUGCGUGACACAAUAUAUUCAGAGGUAGCAACGCUCAUCUCUCAAAAUGAAAAUCGUCCACACUUCCUCAUAGAACUUUUCCACGAACUUCAGAUGCUUAACUCUGACUACCUUCGUCAACGAGCUCUCUAUUUACUCCAGGAUACUGUGACACGACAUUUGACAGAGCAGGGUGCAAAGGAGAAGCGAGGGCCAGUGUGGAGAGCCUCUAACUCGGAGCUCACGCCCAGCGACAGCUUGGCCACCAGCGAUGAUGAGGAACAAGUGGGUGGUGCUCAAGCUAAAAGGCACUCAUACAGUGGAAUGACAACACUGAAGCCAGAAAGGGUAGAAUUGAAUGAAAACACGAGUACAAAUUCUUCAUGCCCAGAUCCUUUUGCAAACGAUGAACUAGGCAGCACAGUGAUCCAUAUAGAAAAGGCAUUGGCCAAAAUGAAAGAGUUGAAGCACUUGAAAGAGAAGUCUGAGGUUGAUCAGACCAACAGCUUGGAGGAAGGGGCUGUGGGUAACUCUAAAGGGCACAUGGAUAAUGGCUCUGCACGGGAUGAGAGUGACAGUGAGUCGGAUGUCCCGUGUCCCCGUGUCGACACCCAGCAAGUGGACAGGCAGAUAAAAAACAUAAUGACUGAAGUUAUUCCAUAUCUUAAGGAGCAUAUGGAUGAUAUUUGCUCACCCCAACUUCUAACCUACAUUCGCCGCAUGGUACUGAGCCUAACACAACAGAAAGAUGAGAGCAAAGAGUUUGUGCGCUUCUUUCACAAACAGCUUGGGUCUGUGCUGCAGGAAUCUUUGAAUAAGUUCCAUGGGCGUCGUCUCAAAGACUGCGGCGAAGACCUUCUCGUUGAGAUCUCGGAGAUCCUCUUCAAUGAGUUGUCCUUUUUCCGACUCAUGGAAGACCUGGAUAGCAGCAGCAGGGUGGGGGGUAUGCCAUCGGCAAACUGCCUGCAACAGCGCAGGCGGGCCAACCCUCCACCACGCUGGGAGGUCUCACAUGGGGCCUGCAAGCAGGGACCAGAAACUAGUGGAGAGCAUAAGGAAUAUAGCAAUGGAUCCAAUUCUGAAGGACCUGCCACUAAGGAUGAGCAAACGAAUAAAGAUGCUGCUCGUUCGGUGAUGACUAUCGAUGCAACUGAAGAAGAAGACCUGGGGAAAUCUAGAGAUGAUGACUUGGCUAUGGAAUGCCAACUCUCAUGUAAGGAUGAUGAAGAUGAAGGGGAAAAUGAAGAUGCCCCACCCAGGCAUACCUUUUACAGUUUGUCACAAGCAGAGACACUACCCCUGACUAACUAUGGGAGCGGGGAGGAUGAGGAGGUGGAGGACGAACACGAAUUUGACACAGCAAGACUAGACGUUCCCACUUCCCUGCAAGCAUCUGGUGGAGUUGCAGAUGAUGAACCAGAACAGAUUGAGCCCAUAACUGAAGGAAGUCAAGCCAAAGCUUCUCGUGUUUCUUCUCCUAAAGCUCAAUUCAGAGCACAAAUUAUCAUCGUUGACCCGGUGGAUUGCACCUUACCAGUGGCAAGUGAACCUUCGCACUUUGAUGACCAACCAGGUGAUUUUGGAAGCGGCAGAGAAAACACUGGUCAUCAUGACACCACCACCGCUGAUGCAACUGGACAAGAGGAUGGCUCCCAGCAUUUGUCUGAACACAGCAGCCAAGACACCGAAUCCCCCAUUUUGGUCAACAUCCCGCAGCAGGGGUCGGCCUCAAGCUCAGGCAGCCUCAGUCAGAAAUCUGAUGAAGAUGACUUUGUGCAGAUUGAAGACAUUCCUCCCAAACUUACCAUUCUCUGCGAGGAGGAGCUAAGAAAGAAAAUAGAAGAGGAGGAGAAGCAGAAUGAUAUUGCUGAUGCACUCUUGACAGCCGGACAGGGUGAGGGAGAGCUUGCUGGAGAUGCGCAGGCAGUGAAAGAGCCAGAUUCAAACUCGCCGCGCAGUGGAUGAUUCUCGGUGGUGAUUUAAGCACUGCAGAGAGCAUGUUAACAAACACGUUAAAAGAUUUGAAGUUUGUUCAUGCAGAUUGGUUUGUCAUUCAUAACGAACUAGUCAUUAGCCACUUAAAUUCUAUGUAGUUGUGUUGCCUUUUGGCACCUGUUCUGUAUGUAUUGAAAGUUGAAAAUACUUCAUUUACGAAAAAACUGUUUUCGUUUGUUUUUUCAGGUUUAGCUGUCUUACCAAUAAAUUCUUUACACUUGAUGACUCUAAUCAUAUAUAGCCGCACUGCCUUAAUGAGUGCUAGUGUUACUGUAUUAGUGUUGGAGUUGAUGUGUGCUGUUUGAAGCUAAAUCCAAAUUUUAAUGAGAGUUGCAUUUGGAAAAUUGACAAAUUCGAAAAAUUCCCUCUUAAAGUUAUUGUGAUUACCGUUGGUUCAUAAGCAUGCUGUAGAAAUUACUCUUAUUUCACUCUUCAGCACAUUUGCUGCCCUUUGGAUCUUGUAUAAUUACGUUUGAAAUAAAGUGUUGCUUUAU
Messenger RNA from Lethenteron reissneri (Far Eastern brook lamprey), 7555 nucleotides. It is a transcript of the gene PCM1, whose product is annotated as pericentriolar material 1. Gene Ontology annotation, cellular component: centrosome; ciliary basal body; centriolar satellite. Gene Ontology annotation, biological process: protein localization to centrosome; microtubule anchoring at centrosome; non-motile cilium assembly. Lineage: Eukaryota; Metazoa; Chordata; Hyperoartia; Petromyzontiformes; Petromyzontidae. The record is from RefSeq and is a predicted model, not a curated record.